This is a messenger RNA of Hibiscus syriacus, 935 nucleotides long. RefSeq names its product protein TIC 20-IV, chloroplastic-like. The transcript is spliced from 3 exons. The record is from RefSeq and is a predicted model, not a curated record. Lineage: Eukaryota; Viridiplantae; Streptophyta; Magnoliopsida; Malvales; Malvaceae. The coding region runs from base 38 to 919 and encodes 293 amino acids.
UCCUCGAGUCGCUCCGCCGAGAGACUCACCCCAAAAUAUGGCUCCUCCCACUCGUACUCUCUCUGCCACUGCCUCCCCCAAACUCGCCGUCGCCAGCCUUCGGUCUAGGGACUUGAUUUUGAACCGAUGCUGCAGUGUCCGCCUUGGAGAUAGGCCCUCGGUUGCAGCAUUCAACUUGAGUUUGCAGGCCACUCGUUUUCCUAUGUUUCCAAGCAACAUUGCUGCACAGGAUUUCUCACUUUCUAUAGCCUCGCGGUAUAAUCGCCUUUCUGCCUCAUCACCACAGUUUUUAGGUGAAGUUGCAGACAUUCUUGCCUCAUCAAUGCAGAUUCUGGAUGAAAAUGAAGGUGACUUGUGUCAUAAAGUCAAUGUCUUACCUAGACGGCAGAGGUCUCUCCUAACAACAAGAGCAUAUAAGGAUGAUAUAUUCAAAUUUCGUUACCCUGUGAUACCCGAAAAGCCCGAGUGGUGGUGGAGGACUUUGGCCUGUAUUCCCUAUUUAAUAGCUUUGCAGAUUUCCGAUACCGGAUAUUUUCUUCAACCCUUCCUAGAACAACAUGAGAUUCUUGAAAACUUGAUUUAUUUCGUCCCAGGAGCCAUAAAGAGAUUUCCUCCAUGGUUCUCAAUGAUAUAUUGCUAUUUCGGAUAUAUCGGGAUAGUGAAGAACAAAGACUGUCCUCACUUCAUUAGAUUCCACCUGAUGAUGGGCAUGUUGUUGGAAACUGGUCUGCAACUAGUGUGGUAUACAAGCAACUUUUUCCCACUCAUACACUACAAUGGCAUGUUUGGGAUGUACUUCUGGGCCGGCAUCGGAUUCAGCUUCAUCUUCGCUUUGUUGGAAUGCGUUAAGUGUGCUCUUGGUGGUAAAUAUGCCCACAUUCCUUUUGUGAGCGAUGCUGCAUAUACAUACUCUGUUUAAUAUAGGAAGAAUUCAG